Messenger RNA from Liolophura sinensis, 1295 nucleotides. Its product is annotated as probable nuclear transport factor 2. Bases 162 to 569 code for a protein of 135 amino acids. The transcript has 4 exons. The record is from RefSeq and is a predicted model, not a curated record. NCBI's taxonomy places the organism in Eukaryota, Metazoa, Mollusca, Polyplacophora, Chitonida, Chitonidae. Gene Ontology annotation, biological process: nucleocytoplasmic transport.
GCCAUAUUGUCGGCGUUAUUCAGACUCUGAAGCGCAUUGAGAACUCAUAUAGAUUUCUCUGUUGUUCUCAGCAGAUUUUCUCAGUCGUUUUUAUUCCGUAUUUGUGUCCUUUUCUGUACAUCUGUAGUUUGUCGUGAACGUGUCUCGGCGGUGCUGUCAGAAUGAAUGGCCUUAACCCCCAGUUCGCUGUGAUCGGUACCACCUUCGUGGAGUCCUUCUACCCAAUGUUCGACAGCCUAACUUUCAAAACAGACGAAAAUGCUAAGAGACAGUUGCUCUCGUUCUAUCAUGAAAAUGCUAUGCUGUCUUUUGAGGGCUCACAAAUACAAGGAAAUGAAAAUAUUGUCGCCAAAUUUAUUAGUUUACCAUUCAAGUCAUUAACAAGAGUAGUGACAACAGUCGACUCGCAGCCAAUUGCAGAUGGUGGAGUGGCAAUCAUGGUUGUUGGACAACUCAAGACUGAUGAUGACUCACCUCACCCGUUCAGCCACGUGUUCAUUCUGCGACCCAAUUCAGGAUCAUUUCACAUUUGUCACGAGUUUUUCAGACUGGGCUUACACAACAUCUAGGCUGACCAGCAGAGUAAAGAACUGUCAUGAGCGUCACACACGGAGCUGAUCAAAUGAGGUGUGAAGUGGACUGUUUCUGCACAGUGCUAAAAAUCGUGUAAGGCGGCGGACUACUUCAGUCAUGUCUUUGUAGAGAGCUACUGUCUAUUACGCCCCAGGAGAAAUGUUUGUUGUUGACCACAGCUGCCCCACCGGGCUCAAUUUGUUCAGUCACUAGUCUGAUCAACAUCCUGCUGCUGUGGGAACUCAGACAUGAUGCCAGAAUUGUUUUGUCUUCAUUUUUUUUUUUUUUUUUUUUUUUGCACUGCACCGAAAUUGUUUAGCUGUUAUUAAAUAUUACAAGAUCAGCACGUUCUGUCAGGUGUAAUUAUGAAUUUGUGAUCUGUAGCCCUUCUUUCCUUAAAUGUGUAUGGUACAUAAGUGUUUUGUAUGGUUUUAAAAAAAAGAUUCUAUGAACAGCCGUGUCCUUUCCAGAGGCUUGUUAGCCCAGUAUUACUGUAACUUGUAACAACUGUAGAUGUUGGCCACAUGCUUUGUGAUACUCGACUGUUACGGCAGUCUUUAACCAAUCGCCCAGUUUAUUAGAUUUUGAUAUGAGAAUAUGGGUAACUGGGGGCACUUCUCGCCGAAAUCACCACGCUGAAGAAACUGAUAAAAUAUCUGCUGCUUAAAAUGGAAGCAGGUACUUGUAUGGUCUUCUGUGAAUAAAAUGAGUUUUUAACGAAA